Molecule: messenger RNA, 876 nt
Organism: Alternaria ventricosa
Lineage: Eukaryota; Fungi; Ascomycota; Dothideomycetes; Pleosporales; Pleosporaceae
Exons: 1
Coding region: 1-876 (291 amino acids)
Source: RefSeq, a predicted model, not a curated record
AUGAGUAAUCCCACCAACACUCCUCGUCAGCCACAAGCUCAGCCACAAGCUCCCGGUCUGAUAACAUCUUCUCCCCACACUCUCCAAAACUUCGACCUCACCGCGCCCAUCCUCCGCUUUGACUUCCCCACGCCCGCUGCACAAGCAACCUUUCACCGCGCCUUCCUUCAAGUACGCAACGAGAAAGACAAAGCAGCUUUCAUGCAACGUUUCUUCGAUAACUACGACGGCCAAGUCUCCAUACCUCGGCGUGUCAUCAUGGAUACAAGUCAAGAUGAGGAGAUGGCGAGGAGGCUGCAGGAGAGUCUGCCAGUGGAGGUCGAUACGGGGAGGGAUGAGGAGAUGGCGAGGAGAAUUCAAGGGCAGAUGGGAAUGGGCGGUUUUGGAGGUGCGGGUAGAGGUUCUGUCAAUGGAGGACACAGUCGGAUGAAUGGGCGACACGACGGCACAAACGGUAGAGGAUACGAUGGGCAAAGCAGAGGUAUAGCCGUGGACGGUGAAGAUGAAGCGUACCGCGUAAGAAGACGAAUCGAGCGUCAGAGGGAGAUAGAAGGGUGGACAUCUGCGGCGCAGCAAUGGACAACCGCGGCUGACGGAGCCUACGUUGACACCAUGGAAAGACUAAGACACCAGUUUAGACGCGCGGGCCUUCAAGACCUUGGUGCGUAUCCUGGACAACCUGGAUAUGGCAACGCACCUUCUCGACGAAAUCCUCGACUACCAUCUCGUCGCUCUGAGAACCAGGAGAAUGAGUUCGAGGGCUAUCAUGGCAAUGGGGGCCAGGGUUAUCCGGGGUACGGUCAAGGUAACGGAGGGUAUGGGUACGGCUACGACCCGCGCCGCGAUCACUGGGGUCAUGGAGGUGGAGGCUAUUAG